Molecule: messenger RNA, 6917 nt
Organism: Procambarus clarkii (red swamp crayfish)
Lineage: Eukaryota; Metazoa; Arthropoda; Malacostraca; Decapoda; Cambaridae
Product: solute carrier family 35 member E1 homolog
Cellular component (GO): Golgi apparatus
Molecular function (GO): antiporter activity
Source: RefSeq, a predicted model, not a curated record
GCUGACGUCAGUUAACUGGUCGCUGCCAACAUGGCUGUCCAGAGGGCAGACGUUAGUGUGGUGCGCAUCGUAUUUUUAUGUAUAGUUUGGUAUCUAGUUAGCUCGAGUAAUAAUGUGGUAGGCAAGACGCUGCUUAAUGAGUUCCCGUACCCCAUGACGGUGACUAUGGUGCAGUUAAUGUCCAUAGCGGUGUAUAGUAGCCCGGUGUUGAGAUGGAUGGGGGUGAGAAGGACAGCUGACAUUAGUUGGAGUUAUUACAAGCGAAUUGUUAUUCCUUUGGCCCUGGGCAAGUUUGUGGCCUCUGUCUUCUCCCACGUCAGUAUAUGGCGGGUCCCGGUCUCCUACGCUCAUACAGUUAAAGCUACAAUGCCUCUGUUCACCAUUUUACUUGCAAGAGUUUUAUUUGGAGAAAAACAGACAACUAAGGUAUAUUUUUCAUUAGUUCCAAUCAUCUUGGGAGUAGCCAUUGCCACUAUAACAGAGAUCUCUUUCGACAUGCUGGGACUUGUUUCUGCGCUAAUGUCUACGUGUGGAUUCUCACUCCAAAAUAUUUAUUCUAAAAAGGUGUUAACUGACACAGGUAUCCAUCAUUUGAGGCUGCUCCACUUGCUCGGAUGUUUGGCUCUCUUCAUGUUCCUCCCUGUCUGGGUUUUUACUGAUGGCCUUAGUAUUUUUUACGAUGACACAUUGUUGUUACGGAGAGACCCUGGAGAGACGAUUAUCCUGCUAUUGGUAGAUGGUGGACUUAAUUGGUUGCAGAAUUUUGUGGCUUUUACAAUUUUAAACUUCGUCACUCCACUCACUUAUGCUGUUGCCAAUGCCACCAAACGUAUUUCUGUUAUAACCAUUUCUCUCCUAUUGUUGAGGAAUCCAAUCACACUUGCAAAUAUUGUUGGCAUGUUCCUGGCUAUUAUAGGAGUUCUGGGCUACAAUAAGGCCAAAUAUGAUGCUAACCAGGCUAAGAAAAAGGCAGCCGUAGCACCACUCAGUGAAGUGACGAGUAGCAAGAUCCUUCAAGGUGCAACAGACGAUAACGUAUCAACUUACCAGAAUCUCUACCACCCGACACAUGAUGCAAACCCCUUUCAGGCACCUCCUUUCCAUCCAGCGUAUGUUUUCAAUCACACUGGAUCAACUGGAUUGGGGCCUUAUCCCAGGAUACCAAAUGGUAUUACAGACGUUUCCAGCCAUGGCGGUCACUCUCAGACUAGUGCUCAGAAUGGUUAUGUUAACACUGGCAUUAGGGCCAGCUUAGCAAAUAGCUCUAACGAACAAAAUAUGAGAUCAAAUGGGAGAGUAGCUAAUAUAUGAAUCUCUAAACGGUUAGUUAAAUAAAAUUCUAUAUUUUUUUACACGAUUGUUAUAAUCCACAAAAAUUUUGAUAGUGUAGAUGAAAUUUAAUACCUCUGCGAACAAAUAAUAUCCACAGCGUUAAUUGGCAGUGGGAUAUUUCGAAUAUUCAUGCUAAGUAACUUAAAUUGUUGGUGCCUUUUUGUACUUUUCUAGCUUAAAAAUAAUUAUGGAGGGGCUUUAAAUAAAUGCAUGAUAUAGUUUAACACGGUUAUUAAUUUUUGAUUGGUCGGAUGUUUGUGUAAAGUUAGAGUGAAUAAUUUGUUACUACAUGCAAUAAAUUUAUAUUGUUUUUUUUUGUAAGAAGUUUUAGAAUUUGAUAUUUUUACAUUUGAUAUUUUUAAAGCCAAAGACAUGUAGAUUUCACUAAUGUUUACUUUAAACUUUUUGUUUUCAAAGACAUUUUAAUAAAUAUUUGUUACUUUUAAAAGUUAUUUUAUGAUUUUGUUAUAAACUAAAAGUAAAAUAACUUUAAUAUACAGAAAAUAGCCAGCAAGACUAACAAGCAAGAGAGACUGAGAAUGUUGUGUUAGUUUUAAUAUUGUUUAUAUGUUGGACUUUUAAUUUCGUUACGAGCAAGUAUUUUGUUAAAUACUGUGAUAUAGAUUUCAAAAUUUGUGAUAAUUUUUUAAUUAGUCAGAUAGUAGUAAAUAUCAAGGACAUAUUUUCAGCUCAUUAAAUCACAUAAAACUUUCAUAUAUAAACGCGCGCGCACACACACACACACACACACACACACAUACAUAUAUAUAUAAUAAUAUGAUCACGCUGCACACGAUAGCAAAAGAAAUAGACGAGGACAACCCUCUUCUAAACUCGGAGAAAACAAAACAGGAAUUCAGGUCAAGUUGAUAUUGCAUGUGGGUCACCUAGAACUGUAAUAAAGACCUUGAACUUGCUUAAUGGAUUGAAUGAGGAUAUUGUGGAUGCCACUUCAAUUCACAAUUUCAAAAGCAAAUACAAAACGAGACCAUCAAUCUAGUUAAAAAUUCACUAAGUACAAAAUUGCUAGUAGGCAGGGUAUACACAACUAGACUUCAUUCUCCAUUUGUCACUGAUGAGGUAAACACAAAAAAACACAUACACUCUCCUGAGAACACACGCAUGAGAACCUCUCUUUCUUUCUCCUUCACUCAAAACUACGGAAUGAGGUACUUUACCAAAAACACAGAUAACUGUAACAAGGAAUUACACAUACACACGUCAUUACCUAAAGUGUAGUUACAGGAUGAGAGCUAUGCUCCUGGUGUCCCAUUUUUCCCAGUUCUCUGUUUUAUAACGCUGUGAAACUACGGAUGGUUUUGUAUGUGUGUGUGUAUGUAUACAUUCGUGCAUUAAUUCAAUAUGAGAGAUCAAAACCCUUGCACAGGACAGAACUGUCAACAUUCACAAGGUGAUUUUAUGAAGCUGCAACACUAAGACUGAGAACCCUAAUGAUAUUAACAGUAAUUAUUACCGGUAAAAGGUGUCUGAAUCAUUAAUGCCAUUUUGAUAUUACUAACAUUGUCUUGCAUUCCAGAAGUUCCUCUCUUAAGACCUAAUUUACUCUUUAUAUGCCAUGAAAGAAACAUUAAAUAAAAUUCCCCCAGUGUUCAAUAGCUGUAACUGUUCCGUGACUCUUAUCUUAAGCACUUGAUUGAGAAAAGCACACAAGCGCUUAUUGUAAUGUAGAGGAAUGCAAGGUGACACUUAACAUGUAAUGCUUUGAUCAAGCACUUGCAGACGAAACGUCAUCUUGCAUGACGUUUAUACUCGACUUGCAUUUCUCUUCAUUCUUAAAAACGCUGCGAGUGAUCUAAAGUAAAAAUUAUUCAGUACUCGCAUAAGUUAUAUAAACAAAGCUGCAAUAAUUUUUGGCUUGAUAAUUUUGGUUAUAAAUUACAUAUUUUUUUAACUACGAACGUCUAGAUUUUUAAUAUUGAACAACAUAUUUUACUGCAGAUCUGAUGGCCUGUGUGUUAUACACCAUUAGGCUAUGUACAUAGAAGAUAAAUAAACAUUUAAACAACAUUAUAUGCAUUUAUUUAAUUUAUUUUGUUAUGACUACACAAAACUUGGCACUAGACCUCUUCUGUACAGUACUAAACAUAAUGAUUAACAAUUGCAUUAUUACAAAUGUUUUUACAAAGAAAUACAAACAGGCACAUGCACUAUGGUGUCAUAAAUAUGAUAUUCAUAAAAAAUUAAAUUUGUGUUCAUAAUACAAUGGAAAAAUUAAGUCUGAUAAUUGGGUGGAGCUUAUCAGACCAUGAAGUAGGAAAGCCAUGCUCCCUAAUCAACCUGUCCUCUCAAAUAGCACAGUGCAUUUAGACGUACAAAAUUCCCAACGGCCAAAAUAUGAUGUACUAUAAAUAAUAGAGGCUCGUCAAAUUACCAGGCUGUCCCGUUUUCUAUUCUUUAAUCCUUGGUUAGAUUAGGUUCACGUAAAUUAGUACGUCAUUUUUUAUGAUGAUGUGACGGCUCGAGAGGACUGGCUGCCCUAAUACCUAACUAGCCUUUGUAUAGCUAUAGUGUGUAGCUAUUCACAACUUGCUUGUCUAUGGGAAUUUUGUUUAGAAUAGUGAUGUUUGGUACUGUGGGUUAGAGGAUAUAUAUAACAACAUGGAGCAACUAAACAAAUAAAAUAAGAUAAAUGAUUAAGUUAAUUCAGCAACCAUUUUGAAAAUUCACAGAAAAUCGGUUUUGCUUUAAAUGCUUUUCUUUUUACAAUAAAAAACAACAGUCAGUUGCAUUAAUGCAUUUACAUGCAUUAAUAAACCUGUACAAAUGGAAAAUUAUUACAAACAUUUCAAUUGAGGCUAGUUUUGUGCCCUGUAGGUAAAAUUGCUUAUAAAUCAGUAGUUAUACAAUAACAUAAAUUUUAACGCAACCCCUAUUUUUCUUUUUACGAUAGGGCAAUCAUUUGUGAGCAUUUAUAUCUAUACAAAAAUAACAUAAUAGUAAACAGGUGAAUAAAUGUGAUUAUAUUAUGAACAUUCAAGAGGGAAGCUCAGGAGUCAAACUUCACUCUCGUUCCCUUCGUUGACCUUCAUUAGGAGCACCAUUGCUAUGCAAUAUUUUCCCUUUAUUUUCUAAACUAUACAACAGAGCAGUAAUUUUGUGAACAUUUACAGUUAAAAUUAAUAUACAGCAAUAACUGAACAAACGUAAAAUUAUUAUAACCGUUUGGGUUGCGGCAUACCAGCAGACGACAGCUUUUGAGUGUUAAAAUUAUUCAUUACUUCUGCUGGUCUUUAAUACUCACUCACUUUUAGCACAGGAAUUCGUUCUAAUUAUAUAUUCUCAACAAUAUUUUUUAUUAUCACUGAGCAGAGAUGCAAACACUGAUAUAAUGUCAACAUUUUAUAUAUCGUAUCUUCCAAGAUAGUAAAUACAAAUCCAAUAUAUAGUGUAACAGUAAGUUAUUAUUUUCUAUAACAUUGACAUAUAAGAGAAUAUGUUGUCUAAAGUUGAUUUUGUUAAUAUUUCAGUUCACUUGUAUAGCAGUCAAGACAAUAACAAAAUUAUUAGUUACCAUCUUUUAAACCAAGCAUAUGGGAAACUCAUAGCCCAAACCCGGCAGGUAGACCACAGACUAUCAUUAUCGACAGUAACGUGCUUGACUGGCAAUUGUUAACACUUCAGACUGUCAGGGGGGUACAAAAUAUUGUCUCUGGCUUGAAGUGUCCUAACUGUAGGAUGCUCAUUGUUACGCCAAGUUACCUCAAGGUAACUAUGUAGCUGACAGGUUACAAAGUAGAACCUCUGCACUCAAUAGCUGGCCCUGAUGCUCAAUAUAAAGCUAAUGGAUUACAGUACAGUACUUGUAAAAACAUAAACAAAAAUGUAAACCCAUUAUUAUUAUUGUUCCACAAAUAGUAAGAAAACAUUUAGUAAUUUUGUCCAAAAAUUACCAUAUUUGCAAUUUUUUUGUACCACAACUAACAUAAUUUGAAUUUCCACACACACUAUAAAUCAAAAAUAUAAUCUAAAAAUGAAAUUUCAGCUUACCUUGUUGUAGUAUGUCUUGUUGAUUGAUACUGUGGAUCUUGAAAUGUGUAGUUCUUGAAAAUUUACAUAAACUAACCUCAGGUUAUCCGGAUUUCUCUCCCGGAUAUGACAAAAUUUUGCCAAAAAAUUAUCCGGAUGCCAUUUUGGCCGGAUAACCCGAAUAUCCAGUUAAAUGGAAUCCGGGAUAAGCGAGUGCAUACAGCAUUUGUCACUGGACAACCCUAAAAAAAUUUGUUCUCAGAGAUCUUGCUUGUUUGUUUUGAUUUGAGGGCUUGUGACAUUUAUAUAAUUUUUCUGUAUAUUUUAUUCUAUUCAUAUAAGCAUAGAGGGUUCCAAGCUCAGCUUGGCAUACAAUACAAUAAUUUCAUCGGUGUACAGGAUGGAGGAUCUGAGCUCGUAGCAAUAGUUUAACAAAGUGGUGCUUUGGUGAGUUUUUAUUUAAAGUGUACCAUUUUAAUGCAGUACAACCUCAAUAGAACAUUGUUUUAAUCAGUUAGGCAUUUUACAAAAAGACUGCAUUGCAUGUAAUCAAUCAUGUAAAAGUAACUAAUAAGUGUGAUUGUCGUGAGGGACGUAUUUGUUUCGUGUUUAGCAGCGACAAACGAAAAUGUGUAAUUUUUCAGAGCUGCUUUUCAUCACUAUUAUUGCCACAUGGAUGUCAUGUUGAUUCUGACAAGGUAUUACUCCAUGUAUUUUUCCCUCCAAUUGAUGUUCAACAUUUUCACGUGUUCUGUGAUUAAUAAUGUUUUUCAGGUGGUUAUAAGAGUUAGAUAUGACAUGUUAGUCCUAACUGCUACUGGUAAUUAUGUUACGUAUGUGCUGCACAUAGUCCUGUAAUGCUUUAUAUAAUCUGUCAAUAUAUUUAUUUAUUUAUUUGUUUAUUUAAUUUGAUGUAAAGUUCUGUACCAUAUUUAAGAUAUAUUUAUUCUUGGAGACAAUGGUUUUAUGAAUGAAAGGAAAUGUCAGUGCCAUGGUAUGAUUGAUAUGCUAUCAUGCCAGUUAAUAGUUAUCUCCUUGCAUCUCUGGCUAUACUUUCUUUCUUUCUUUCUUUCUGGGAAGUUACAUAGAGAGACUGGCAGUGAAGGAAGAGGACUCAAUGAUCCAUCUAAAUUCAGUACUUUGCUUUCAUUAGACAAGAGCAUACUCCUACUUUCACUUUUGUUUAGGACACUACUCUUCUCGUCAUUUUUCCUAACAUUCACCUCACCAAGUAUACUCUGUUGAUAUUUUGAAUUAACCAUUAUACCCUUUCCAAAUGGUCAUCUUUAUGGAAAGUGUUGUUGUUAUCAUUCUAUGACCCCAUAACUCUAGUGGCUUUCCCAGCCGUCUCACAUCAUCAUAUGUUCCGUAUUUAUCUUGCCAUUUUCUUUGUGUGCUCCGAUAUUAAUUAUUGCCUUGUGCUUUCUUUCAUAGAUAAAAAGCAGAAGAUUGUAUACUAUCUUGCUUGCUUGUCUUUACACAUAUUGUAUAUUUUAUCCAUCCCCAAAAGAUCUGACCACUAUUGUUUUUUGUACUGGAUAUACCUCUGCUUCUCCUCCACUGUGCAAGAUUUAUGCACUAAUGAUAAAUGUUUGAAC